UGGUGAAACAUUUUUACCGCGAUUAUUUCUUGACCUCUUGCUUUGAUCUGGUAUUUACUGCCCCUACUUUAUCGCCUCGUCAUUUUUUCCUGGAAACUUUGAAGAAGAAAAAAGCCGGAGUACGCAUGAAGAUUGAAUUACAAAAGAUUACACCUUACCUAUUAUUGUAGCUUUAGCCUUAUUAUUAUAUUCUGAUACAUUUGAGUAUAAUAUAUUACACACCUAGCUUGUUCCUUUAUCACGUUCUUAGCAAUUCCACUAUCGGAGCCAAAUUUACAGGUUGUUUUCUUCAUCAACAGCUAUGAGGAUUGAUGGGCCAUGUGAAUGUUAAUGGCAAUUAGCAGGAGGUUGAAGCUUCUCCACCAUGUCCAGAAAAUUGCAUUUGUUGAUUUGGGUUUUUGAGGGAAGAAAGAAGAGAUUUUUGCAUUAUUAGAUAUUAUAGAUAGCAAAAUAAAACUCUAAAGAAGGAAAGGGAGAAAUUCCGGCAGGAUGGAGAUGCCCUUGGUGGCUCCCCGGAAGAAGAUGACGAAACAGCUGACCGGGAAACGUGAGGAUACAGUAUUGCAUUCUUCAGCGAGAGCCGGAAACAUUGGUGCAAUAAGAGACACUAUUGGGAAGACAGGAGGAGGGAUAGAAUUGGAAGAGUUGCUAAUAAAGCAAAACUCAGCAGGAGAAACAGCACUUUAUGUGGCUGCAGAAUAUGGGUAUGUUGAUUUGGUUAGAGAACUGAUCACAUAUUAUGACCUUGUGGCUGCUGGGAUCAAGGCGAAAAAUGGCUUCGAUGCCCUCCACAUUGCUGCCAAACAAGGCGAUUUAGAGAUGGUGAAGGUACUAAUGGAGGCUCACCCAGAGCUUUCCAUGACGGUUGAUAUGGCAAACACAACUGCGCUACACACGGCAGCAACUCAAGGGCAUAUAGAGGUAGUGAAUUAUUUGUUAGAGAUAGAGAGCAGCCUUGCUGCCAUAGCUAAAAGCAAUGGCAAAACUGCUUUGCAUUCGGCUGCUAGGAACGGGCAUGUCCAUGUUGUUAUGGCCAUCUUGAGUAAGGAACCGAGUCUAGUUACUCGGGUGGACAAGAAAGGUCAAACUGCCCUUCACAUGGCGGUCAAAGGGCAGAAUCUCAAGGUUGUUGAAGUACUGAUUCAAGCUGAUCCUUUAUCGGUCAACAUGGUUGAUACCAAGGGCAACACAACUUUGCAUGUAGCUACUAGAAAGGGCAGAGUCCAGAUUGUGAAGAUGUUACUGGGACAGAACCAAAUGGACACAAGAGCAGUGAACAGGUCAGGCGAGACGGCACUUGACACAGCUGGAAAAAUGGGGCACGCUGACAUAGAAGGAUUGCUGAGGGAGCACGGGGUAGAGAGUGCCCGGGCCCUCAAGCCACCAUCAACGGCGACAAACCCUGCUAGGGAACUGAAGCAAACAGUGAGUGACAUAAAGCAUGAGGUCCACUACCAGUUAGAGCACAGCCGGCAGACAAGGAGGCGGAUACAAGGGAUUGCAAAGCGCCUUAACAAGAUGCAUGCGGAGGGACUAAACAACGCAAUAAACUCGACGACAGUGGUGGCAGUACUCAUAGCCACAGUGGCCUUCGCCGCCAUAUUCACGGUGCCAGGACAAUAUGUGGAUGACCCUGAUGACAUCCCGCCAGGCCACUCGCUUGGGGAGGCCAACAUAGCACCCCAGGCACCAUUCAUGAUCUUCUUUGUCUUCGACUCCGUAGCGCUAUUCAUCUCGCUCGCGGUGGUGGUUGUGCAGACGUCUGUUGUAGUGAUAGAGAGCAAAGCAAAGAAGAAGAUGAUGGCCAUCAUAAACAAGCUGAUGUGGCUGGCAUGCGUCCUCAUCUCGGUCGCUUUCCUGGCGCUCUCCUUUGUGGUCGUUGGGGAGCAUGAGAGGUGGUUGGCCGUCGUGGUCACCAUCAUAGGGACAACCAUAUUGGCCACCACUUUGGGGACGAUGUGUUAUUGGGUGAUCAUGCAUAGGAUUGAAUCGUCGUCCAUCAAGAGGAAUAUCAGCUCUGUGCAGGCCAGCAGGUCCAAGUCUUUCUCGGGCUCUGUCUCUGACUCUGAGCUUCUCCACAAUGAUUUCAAGAAGAUGUAUGCCAUUUAAUGCCACUUUGCAAGCAAUCAACAAUAACAUGUCUAUAUUUCUUAAUAAUGUGGAGCAGUGACAAAGUAGAAUAUUGAGACUACUUGAACACUGUAUAAGGUUGCAGACGCAAACAUCUUGUGAGUUGUGAAUCACUUGGAACAUCUAUACA
Cuscuta europaea is the source of this 2260-nucleotide messenger RNA. Lineage: Eukaryota; Viridiplantae; Streptophyta; Magnoliopsida; Solanales; Convolvulaceae. The record is from the annotation of a GenBank genome assembly.